AUGUGGACCGAUGACGAAGUUAGAAUGUUGAUUGACGAAAGAAAAGAAGGUAACGAUCAUUACCACUCCCUCGGUGGGGGAGUUGUAAGAGAGCGUGGUGGACCUCAACCGCUGCAAAAAUCAACCAGAGAUACCGAACUACUUAUACAGGGUGCCAGGCUUCUGAAAAAUUCCAUGGCAUCUGAGGACCCGAGAGGAAAACAAACAAGAAACGGAGAAAGAUAUCAUUUACAAAGACAACAACAGGAUCCUGAUCAGGAUCAUAAGUUACGAAGUCAACAACAACAACAGCAACAGCAUCAGCAGAAUUCUGAUCAUCCUGAUCAGGAUCAAAAUCAACAGCAACAGCAGGAUCAGCAAGUGGUCCAAGUAUUUGAUGAUGAAUUAGAAAGAGAGGAUUCUAGCCAGGCUAGCCAGUCUAGCCUGGCUAUUUGGGAAAUUGACGAUGAUUAA
Rhizophagus irregularis DAOM 181602=DAOM 197198 is the source of this 453-nucleotide messenger RNA. Lineage: Eukaryota; Fungi; Glomeromycota; Glomeromycetes; Glomerales; Glomeraceae. The record is from RefSeq and is a predicted model, not a curated record.